Molecule: messenger RNA, 1737 nt
Organism: Miniopterus natalensis
Lineage: Eukaryota; Metazoa; Chordata; Mammalia; Chiroptera; Miniopteridae
Gene: RNASEH2A
Product: ribonuclease H2 subunit A
Biological process (GO): mismatch repair; DNA replication, removal of RNA primer
Cellular component (GO): ribonuclease H2 complex
Molecular function (GO): RNA-DNA hybrid ribonuclease activity; RNA binding
Source: RefSeq, a predicted model, not a curated record
GGAGUCCGGCAUGGCCCGGGGCCCAGCUGCGCUACUGCUGUCGCCUCUGAUGUUCCUGCUGCUGGCGACCCCUGUCCAGGUGUCCUCCGACUACCAUUAUUUCGGCGAGAAGGGCGAAGGCGACACCUGGGAGCAGCUGCGGCUGCAGCAACAGGCGAAAGACGUGGAGGACUCCAUCCUUGGCCCCUGGGGAAAGUGGCACUGUCUUUGCGAUCUGGGCAAGCAGAAGCGCAGCCGCGAGGUGCUGGGGACAGCACCGGGCCCGGUGUUCCUGGACCCCAAGAACCUGGUGCAGGUGCUGCCCUGCGGGCACCGGGAUUGUUCAUCCUGCAAGCCAGUCGACUGUGACUGGAGGCCCUGAGUCCAGCCCCGGCGGGCAAGGCUCCGGAGACCUGGGAACCGAGCUUCGAAAGCGACCUCUCGCACCCGGUUUCUCAAACUCAGAGCUCCACGGUCGGCCUCAGAAACUACAAUUCCCAGGAAGACCCACGGCGGUGCCGUCGGCGCCGGCUGCGCAAACGUCAACGGCGGCGGAGCGUUGGGGGCGUGUCCUGCGCCCUGAUUGGUCGCGACCAACAACCACUGAGGGGCCCGCGGAAAACCCGCGCAGAAACCUGCUCUUGCAGACCUCCUUCCUGCAGCUGGUGGUGGCCCCUGAGGCAGCAUGGAUCUCGGAGAGCUGGAGAGAGACAAUACGGGCCGCUGUCGCCUGAACUCGCCUGUACCCGCAGUGUGUCGCAAGGAGCCGUGCGUCCUGGGCGUCGAUGAAGCUGGCCGGGGCCCGGUGCUAGGCCCCAUGGUCUACGCCAUUUGCUAUUGCCCCCUGUCGAGACUGGCAGAUCUGGAGGCCCUGAAAGUGGCAGACUCAAAGACCCUGUCGGAGAGCGAGCGGGACAGGCUCUUUGCGAAAAUGGAGGAAGAUGGGGACUUUGUGGGCUGGGCACUGGACGUGCUGUCUCCAAACCUUAUCUCUACCAGCAUGCUUGGGCGGGUCAAAUACAACCUGAACUCUUUGUCCCAUGAUACAGCCACUGGGCUGGUGCAGUAUGCGUUGGACCAGGGUGUGAAAGUUGCUCAGGUAUUUGUGGAUACUGUGGGACUACCAGAAACAUACCAGGAGCGGCUGCAGCAGCGCUUUCCUGGCAUUGAGGUGACUGUCAAGGCCAAGGCAGAUGCCCUCUACCCUGUCGUCAGCGCCGCCAGCAUCUGUGCCAAGGUGGCCCGAGACCAGGCCGUGAAGAACUGGCAGUUUGUGGAAAAACUACAGAACCUGGAUACCGAUUAUGGCUCAGGCUACCCCAAUGAUCCCAAGACGAAAGCAUGGUUGAGGAAGCACGUGGAGCCCGUGUUUGGCUUUCCCCAGUUUGUCCGGUUCAGUUGGCGCACAGCCCAAAACAUCCUGGAGAAGGAGGCAGAAGGCAUUGUGUGGGAGGACUUGCCAACGGGGGAUCAGGAGGGACUAGGGAGGAUCACAUCCUAUUUCAACGAAAGCCCCCGAAACCUCCCCCAUCUUCCCCACCGAUACUUCCAGGAGCGCGGCCUAGAGUCAGCCACCACUCUCUAGGACCCAGCCUACACCCAAUUUACCCUGAGUUUGUGAUUAAAAUUGCUUAAGGAAAGCCAAGCAUGGGGGUUGUACUUUGGGGUGGAGGUGGAUAGGGGUGUGUUCUGUGGCUGGACCCAGCUACUAACUUUUGCAAACUAAACAAGGUGGUAGGCACUGGUUGAUUUAUUUUA